UUGUAUUUUAAAAAUGAUGAAAUAUAUUAAUCGAUUGAAUUUUUCCACUAAAAGCCAUAUUUUAAUUUUCAAAUUAUCACGUAUUUAAUUGGAUUAAUUGAUGAACUCAAACCCAUAAUCAUAUAUAUUUGAGAGCAAAUUCAUUUCUUACCUGUCUCUGCCUCUGAAGAAGAAUGUGAGAAAGAAAUCUAACAAAUUCAAUAAAAAAUCUACAUUUGGCGACUUAUUUAUUUUUUAUUUUUUCACUUUUCCAAUAUUCGAAGGCGCUAUAUACAGCAUCAUGUUUCUACCAAAAACCUGCAAAAGCUUAAAUUUACCUGCAGGUAAAUUAAUUUAAUUGAAAGAAUUCGAUGAUUAUGACUCUAAGAUCUGAUGACCAGUAGCAAUAGGACACACGGUGUAGUGACCGAAGGCUUUGGUACGUCAGCCUGUUUGUACCUUAGUUUGGCAUCCUUAAAUUCAUUCUACAAAUGGGGAUAGUUAGCCCUUGGAGGGGCAUCGCUGUGUUGUAAGCCCUGUAUGCCUGUUAGGAAUCCCUGAAAUUGCCUCCCCAAUUUGAAACUCUGUCAAUAACCCUUAUAUUACUAGGCACUUGUCAAUAACCCUUAUAUUACUAGGCACCAAAUCAUUGGAAGUUCACUGACAGUUGCUUCCAUGGCCGUGACAUUAAACCUUUGCCAUGCAACGAAGAGAGCUUCUGCCAUGUAUGUUCACAUAGCUCUUUCCACGCGUUGCUGCAAACCCUUUCACUUUUAACUUAAAUUCCCUCUCUUCCUCUCCAACAUCACCCGUUUCUCUAAAAACUUUUACUCUCUCUCUCAUUCCCUCCUCUCGUUUUUGUAUUUAAUCUCUCUUUCAAUGGCAAGCGUAUCCACAGUCAUGAAUGAACAAACCCUCGAGAAAGACACCACCGCCACCGUCGUCAAGGAAUCCAAUCCAAAACCAAUGGAUUCCAACGCCAAUUCCACCACCAUUGUCCCCUCAACCGAUACCAUAAAUGUUGAGACCGAAAUCAGUACUAAUACUGCUGUGGUUACAGCGUCAGAGAGCUCUAACACAAAUUGUAACGAUAUUGCUGUUCUGGAAGACAAAAGAGCAGCAAAAUGCAUCGGGAGAAGCAACAAGGGUGUAUCGUGGGGAUACUGCAUGGAGCAAGGAAGGCGGUCAACAAUGGAGGAUGCGGCCGUGGUUCAUCCAGGGUUUAUGGAGGUUUGUUGUAAGGAUGUUGGUGGAUGUAUGGCACCCGAGUGUGAACACGCCACGAAAAAAUCGCCUGUGCAUUUCUUUGGCAUAUUUGAUGGGCAUGGAGGUGACCAGGUGAGUACCUAUUGUGCAAAUGAGCUUUGCGAAAUUGUGGCACAGGAGUGGGAAAGAGGAAGUACUUUAGAUGGAUGGAGUAAGAGGUGGGAGGUUGCAAUGUGCAAGGCUUAUGAGAGGGCUGAUAAUGCCUUCAAAGACGAGGCAUUAGCACCCAAGUCUGCUGGAUCGACUGCUUUGGUACUGAUUGUAUCGGCCUGCCAGAUAAUUGCUGCUAAUUGUGGUGACUCCAGGGCUGUGCUUUGUCGUGGGACACAAGCAAUACCAUUGACAGCUGACCACAAGGUUUCUCAAUGUUUUUCAGUUUCAUCUCUCCAUUUACUAUUAAGGUUGUAUGUUCCAAAACUUGACCGAGAAGAUGAGUUAGAAAGGAUCACUAGUAGCGGAGGUAGAAUUCUAAACUGGGGCUGUUUAAGGGUGGAGGGAGUUCUUUCCAUGUCAAGAGCAAUAGGUGAUCAUGAUUUGAAACCAUGGGUAAUUUCAGUGCCUGAAGUUACUUUCUUGACUAGGACCGAAGAGGAUGAAUGUCUGAUUUUGGCAAGUGAUGGCCUGUGGGAUGUUUUCUCCAAUGAAGAGGUUGUAAAGUUAGCUUGCAAAGAACUAAGACAGCAACGGAGGCUUCGUGGGGUUAAUGAUAGUCCAUCACCUGCUUGGUAUGUUUCUCAGCAGGUUCUUAAGCAAGCUCUUGAUGCAUGUAGUUAUGAUAACAUCUCCAUCAUUGUUGUUGACCUGAAAAUUCCAAAGAUAAGACGCCAGAAAAAGCUUUAAAAGGAUAUUUGUUGAGGAAAUUUGAUUCACUUGGGUGACUCUUCAGCUCGGUGUCACCCUCUAUUUCCCUUUCAUUUAGAUAGUUGCAGAAGCCUAGAGUUUAGCAUCUUGAGCAAGGAUUACCGCAUAGUCUUCUUGGGAUUUACAUGCUUUCUGUAGAUGAUGAGAGUCUUGCUUUAACAUCACCAUGGAAUAUUUAAACCAAAUCAAUCCUUAAUAAGGUUGUUAAGUUUAUUACUUGUCUUGACGGGAUGUGAAGAAGGGAAAAGGAAAGACCACUGAUGUCGAAGAUGAUAAAGAUACUGUGUUGUAAGUAACAAGGUGGUUUCUAACCUGGAAAACUUAAGGCUUAUAUACCUACCUAUGUUCUAAUAAAUGACGUUCAGUGACAAUAUAGCUUUUGUUAUUGGGACUAUACAUUGAUCUUCUCAAUGGAAGAUUUAAUGGCAUGCUUUUAAAGUUUUUGUUUCAAAAUGAUCUACACAUUGAUGAUUGCCUCUUUGAUUAUUUUUGUGGUUGACGAAAUCGUCUACACUGACGCUCUUCAGAGUUUUAAAAGGGCAUAUCAUCGUAUUUCUUUCUUGUAUAGAGUAACAAGAUUUCCAGUUCUUCAAGGCAGGUGCAGUCUUUCAACCCCCCCCCUUCCACUAAGGGGUGUGAUAAUAAAAUAGACAGUUUAUAAGGUUGAUUUAAUGAGCAUAGCAAGAAAGGCUCACA
Durio zibethinus is the source of this 2802-nucleotide messenger RNA. Its product is annotated as putative protein phosphatase 2C 6. The record is from RefSeq and is a predicted model, not a curated record. Gene Ontology annotation, molecular function: cation binding; protein serine/threonine phosphatase activity. NCBI's taxonomy places the organism in Eukaryota, Viridiplantae, Streptophyta, Magnoliopsida, Malvales, Malvaceae. Gene Ontology annotation, biological process: protein dephosphorylation.